Molecule: messenger RNA, 1303 nt
Organism: Solanum pennellii
Lineage: Eukaryota; Viridiplantae; Streptophyta; Magnoliopsida; Solanales; Solanaceae
Product: protein-tyrosine-phosphatase IBR5-like
Exons: 5
Coding region: 186-1001 (271 amino acids)
Biological process (GO): abscisic acid-activated signaling pathway; protein dephosphorylation; negative regulation of MAP kinase activity
Cellular component (GO): nucleus
Molecular function (GO): protein tyrosine/serine/threonine phosphatase activity; MAP kinase phosphatase activity
Source: RefSeq, a predicted model, not a curated record
CAAAGAUCCACAAUUAUUACAUCUACCGGUAUCUAUAAAUAUCAACCUAUAGCAAUCAAUUUCACCCCCAAAUUUAGCCUAAAUUCUAUUGCGAUGCUUCACUCACAAACACACUGGACAAAAUCCAGAAAAAACCCAGUUUAAAUCUUGAAUUUUACUUGUUGAUUCUGUGAUUUGAUCAAAUUAUGAGGAAGAGGGAGAGGGAAAAUCCAUGUGGUGUUUGUGGGCAUUAUCACAAAUAUGAAGAAGGCGAAGUUUGUGGGAUCUGUGGACAUCGAAUGCCUGAUGUAUCUGAAAAGGGUUCUUCAAUUCAUGUCAGUGCGUUUCCUUCGGAGAUCUUGCCGGAGUUUCUUUUUCUAGGGAGUUAUGAUAAUGCUUCUCGAGCUGAGCUUCUCAAAACCAUCGGAAUUUCUCGGAUUCUCAAUACAGUACCUGCUUGUCAGAAUCUUUAUAAAAAUUCCUUUACUUAUCACUGCCUACAAGAUGAGCAAAAUUUGGCUUUUGAUGAUGCUAUCCAAUUUCUAGAACAAUGUGAAAAGGAUAGGGCUCGUGUUCUUGUGCACUGCAUGUUAGGUAAAAACAGGUCGGCAGCAAUUGUAAUUGCUUAUUUGAUGAAAAGUAAAGGGUGGAACCUUGCACAGAGCCUUCAGUGGACGAAAGAGCGAAGACCCUCUGUUGACCUAAAUCAAGAGGUCUACCAGCAGCUACAGGACUACGAGCAGAAGAUCUUUGUGUCACUUCAGAGCAAGCCCAGCCCCGUCAUGCUAGCCUUCUCUUCUCCCAUGACAUCCUUCAACUUUGGCUUCCCAAAGACCGGUGAUCAUAUUCCUGCUCCAGCCUUCAACAAUUCUAGUGCUCCUUCAGUUUUCUCCCCUCCUUCUUUUGAAGUUCCUCCACAGGGAUUCACUUUUGGAGCUGCUCAUAAUCAACAUACCGCCUCAGAAAACCCUUUGAAUGCUAAUCCAAAUCCAAAUGGUAGCGACAUUGCCAUGGACUUGUGAAAAAUCCUCAACUUCAACAAGUAUUUUAAGGUUAUGCAAGUCGCUGAUGCCAAUAUACCUCGUUUUUCAGAAGGUUGGAUGUGAAGUGUGAGAAAAUACUUAUAAAUUACUAGUUGUAGAGUUUGACAUGCUCAUAUCUUAGGGUGCCAUCAAAAUGGAUUUGUCCAGGAAAUGCAAGUAACUAUUGCCCAAUAUAUAUGAAAUACUAAGGAAUGUUUUCACUUGAUCUCUUAGAGAAAAUGAUCAAUAUGGUCCUUAAUCUAUUGAGGUUGUUUUAUUUUGGUUCUUAAUAUAUUUUAGGU